Anopheles stephensi (Asian malaria mosquito) is the source of this 3162-nucleotide messenger RNA. Its product is annotated as ubiquitin carboxyl-terminal hydrolase MINDY-3 homolog. The record is from RefSeq and is a predicted model, not a curated record. Gene Ontology annotation, molecular function: calcium ion binding; cysteine-type deubiquitinase activity; K48-linked deubiquitinase activity. Gene Ontology annotation, biological process: protein K48-linked deubiquitination. The transcript is spliced from 5 exons. Bases 529 to 2085 code for a protein of 518 amino acids. Lineage: Eukaryota; Metazoa; Arthropoda; Insecta; Diptera; Culicidae.
AUACCAUUGUGCGAAUUGGCAUUACUGCAACAACGGGCUUCGCUUGUGGAUUGUUUGACUUGAAAUUUAGUGUGUGUAAAAUGUGUGCGUGUGAUUGAUCGUGUGUGUUUUUUUUGUGUCUUGCUUGCCCAUCCUCGAGAUCCCAAUCCGAUCAUCGAUUUCUGUUUCCAACAAUCAAUCGCUUCAACCCAUCCACCAUCGAACAGCGGGCCAACCAAUCAAUCAACAAUACACAGCUGCAGCGCUGCACCCGAUGCAGUUGUCUCCAGUACGUGUGCUACCAUCUCGUACUGCGCUGCAGCUGUCGAAUUUUUGGCCUCCAAACAUCGUCACCAGCAACAUAUACGGCGAGCGUUCGCCUCCGUUCGUUGGCAAGAAGCGUGGAGUGUUCGUGCAGCAGCGGUGCAUCACCAUCGCAGCGGGUGCAGUCGGUGUGCGUGCGUGGGCUAGCGUGAGCGAUCGGUAGAGUGCAACCAGUACGGCGCACUUCCAAACGCAUCCGUACGGCGCACCCGUCAGCCAUAGCAGAUGGGAGAAAACCUGGCACCGGCGUGCAUCGCCACGACCGUAGCAUCGACAGGAAUAGAACAGACCGAGGCCGGCUCAUCCGGCGGCGGAGCAGCGGCUGCUAGCAGCGGUUACGAUGAUGGUGGUGGUGCAACGUCCGCUGUGGCGGCGACGGCGGCUAGGCAAAUGGUGUCGGAAAAAAUUUUCUCCCUGCUUUGGGGCGAAAAGAUAAAGCAUGACGUGUUCCGACGAUGGUUGCAAGGAUUUGCUUUUAGCGAUUUCGAACCAUCCGCCCUGGUGCAGCGGGACGGUGGACCGUGUUGUGUAAUAGCACCGGUCCAGGCGUAUCUGUUGAAGAUACUGCUCACGGAGUCAGCGGAGCACAGAUUCAAUGAGCUCACGGCAGACAAAUGUAAAACGCUGCUCAUACAGGCCGUCUGCCAGAUACUGAUGAAGUGCAAAACGGACGUGUACCGUAUCGUGACGCUGGAGGAGACACGGGAACCUGAUGCUGGGUCGAUAUCAACGAGUGAGACCGAUCAACCGAGCGCGAGCUGUUCGGGAAGCGUGCCAUCCGACCAAGGCCCGGAUACCGAAACGCACCGUGCCAGUGUCGAUAUGCAUGAUGCAGCGAUGAUGCAUCCUGCCGCAAUCGAACGCACCCCAAGCACAUGGACGUCGGAAAGGUUUCACGAACGGAUCCGGUUUAGCGAACAUCAGCACAUUGACGAUGUGCAGAAGUUCUAUAUGCAAAAUUUCCAUGUGCUUACGGACGAGUGCGGUGUCCUGCUGCUGCUGUACACGGUGCUGCAGACCAAGGGUCUGGAACACAUCCUGUCGGAGAUGUCCGACCCGAACGAGUCGCUGAUACACGAUACGUAUGGUUGUGGGAGCCAGGCGCUGAUUAACCUGAUGCUAACCGGUCGUGCGGUACCACACGUGUGGGACAACGAGCAGGAUGUUGGUGGAAUGAAGCUGAAAGGCAUUAACCAGCAAUCGGACAUCGGUUUCAUCACCGUGAUGGAGCAGCUGCAGUAUUGUACCGUCGGUUUCUUUUACAAAAAUCCAAAGAAUCCCGUCUGGGUGAUGGGCUCCGAUACGCAUCUGACGGUGUUGUUCAGCCACGAGCAGCGGCUGGUGUCGCCGGAAACGCCCGGCGAGAUAGCACGCCGUAUCUUUCGCCAGUUCGAUCCGGACGGGAGCAACUUCAUUCCCAGUCCCGUGCUGCAGGACGUGCUGUGUGCGCUGGAACUGGUUAGCGAGCCGGAGUACGUGGAGUUGAUGCGAAGUCGACUCGAUCCGGAAAAUCUUGGCAUCAUCCUGCUGAACGCGUUCAUGAAUGAGUUUUUCCCGGACGAUAAAAAAUCAACGCCGGACACGUUCGAUCUGCUGCACUACAACGGUAUCCCGAACUCGAACUACGGCAACGUGGUACAGUACAGCCGCGGCCAGGCGGUACUGUUGGAGAGUGACGUGCGCAUGUGCAAUCCCUCCGAUCCGAUGCUUACCUGUUUGCAAACCAAAUGGCCCAACAUCGAGGUGAACUGGGCCGGCAACCGGACACCCUCGCUUAACUGAUCUGACGCGUUCGUGUGUUGUGUCGCCUGAUAGAGAGCGCCGGCCCUCUCCUUCCUCCUCCCCUUUUUCCUACGUGGAUUGAUCCUUUCAUGCCGGAUUUUUCCCCAUUUUUUUCCUUCUUUUGGUAGGCUCAUCAUCAGCAUUCUAAUGGGAUAAGAAACGAAUGAAGUCUCAUGACUGAAAAGUCUCCCACCAACUAAUCCACCAACAUAGGCCACAGGCCUGUCGCAUGUUGCUAUAGCUAUCGCACUGAACAUGCCGAUCGAUGGAUAAUGAGGUGGACAGACAUUUCUCUGAUGCUAUUUGAUUUUCCUCUUAUGAUAGUACACAUUUUCGAGAGUUAUUUCACGCUUCUUUGAUUUUAUUUAUCCACGGUUGUAGUAGUCAGUUAGUCCUGUGCACGAAGCUAUGUCUUCUGCCGUUUUGGGCAUUACAACCUCAAAAGGUCACGGAUAGCAUAAUAACGGAUGCUUUCUUGAAUUGGUUUUAUGCGUAGCUACGCACCGAGAGACAGGCUCCAGAACGGGAUUCGAUACUCAGCCCCCUUUGCCCUGAAAAGACCGACCCGGUUGAAAAUGAUGGCAGGAGUACUAUGACCUAACAAAGGAAGUUCUCAUUUGCUUGGAAUAUUUACACGCUACCGACUAUCCCAAGCAAUUGAAAGGGUAUCCACAAAGAUGCGGGCUGUAUGGUUGUUUUGGCGUAUUUUUAUAUGCCAUAUCAUUUCACCUUUCUAAUAUCUAGAGAUCAAAAGUUCGUUCUGGGUCGAUCGUAGUAAAGAGGCCACCGCAUGUAACAUGAUUGGGCGUGAUAGUAUUAGUUACUAAAUAUUUUUUUCUUUAUAUUAGCUAACACCAACGGUAAGAAGUAUUGGUUUACUUUCCUUCCCCAUCCCUAUAUUCCCCAUCCCUUGUAUCCUUUCAUUUACCAACACAAUCGCUCUCACACAUAUACUAUACCUGUGGCCUUGCGCUUUUCGUACAAGCGUUUCGCGAGCAUUCUCGAAGAGAGAUACAGAGAGAGAGAGAGAGAGAGAGGAGUGGGAGAGAGGAAUAAAAACAGAAAAGAAAAACAAAA